This is a messenger RNA of Selaginella moellendorffii, 1590 nucleotides long. RefSeq lists its product as uncharacterized. NCBI's taxonomy places the organism in Eukaryota, Viridiplantae, Streptophyta, Lycopodiopsida, Selaginellales, Selaginellaceae. Gene Ontology annotation, biological process: abaxial cell fate specification; regulation of DNA-templated transcription. The coding region runs from base 25 to 1434 and encodes 469 amino acids. Gene Ontology annotation, molecular function: transcription cis-regulatory region binding. The record is from RefSeq and is a predicted model, not a curated record. The transcript has 6 exons.
AAAGCUGAGUAAGAGAGGCCGAGCAUGAACAGAAGAAAGCAGGACCACUCUGUUCCAGAUUUGUCACUCCAGAUCAGCCCCCCGUCGACAGGCAAGAGCACUCCCAUGGCGACUUAUCAAAAGAACUACCAGGAAUUCGAUCUCUGGAGUCGGGCUCAGCACAACUCAAGCAGCUCAGUCAGUGACAACUCCUCCAAUUCCACUUGUGGGAGUGAGAGGUGGUGCAGGGAAGCAGCCGCUGCACCUCCAUCCACGGAGCUCUCGCUAGGAGCAAACCCCUUGUUUCGAGCGACUCCUCCCUCUCCUUCUUUCAAGAGCAGCAUAAGAUCAAGCUCGGAAUCAUAUGCAGCAGCUUUGGAGGCGUCUAGACCAGGAUUCGCUGUAUACAGCAGCAGCUCGUCACACAUUCCAGCAGCGCAAUCAUUUCAGAACUUAAGAAUUGCAAAUGAGGAUGCUCACUGCAGAUCCGCGGAUGCGUCCACCAGGAACAGCUUCCAUGCUUUCUACUCACACGCAUUCGGGUAUGCUGAUCAAUCGGGGGGAGCAGGCCAAGCAGGACAUGGGCUUGUGGCAACUUACAGCAACGCCGCUGGCGGUCUACAGCAGCAGCAGCAGCAGCAGCAGCAACAUCAGGCAUACAGCUCGUUCCACAGACUUCACAAUCGAGAAGGACUUCCCAACAUCUUGUCAGCAGUAAACAGCACGUCAUACGACUCAAGGGACUACCAUCAGCGAAGAUAUACACCAAGCCUUCAGGAAAUCUUGCAAGGGAGGAGCCCGCAAGGCCAAGGUCGGUACAUGGAACUAGCUGAGAAUGCAGGCAUCACAUUGUCGACCCUAACAAGGAGCAUUGCACAGCAACACGAAGCUCACACAGGUAGCAGCAAUCUCAGGUCGCAGUUUAUGCCUCGCUUACCCACCAAGAGAAGCAUGCGUGCUCGGAGAAUGCGAUGGACAAGUACACUCCACGCUCACUUUGUACAUGCAGUGGAGCUCCUCGGAGGACACGAAAGGGCAACACCAAAGUCUGUGCUGGAGCUUAUGAACGUCAAGGAUCUCACUUUAGCCCAUGUCAAGAGCCAUCUCCAGAUGUACAGGACGAUCAAAACAACGGACAAAGCAAGCAGCAGCUCAGGCGCUACGAAUGACGCGACCUCAGGAAGCCUGGAAUCGUUGAACGCAAGAAAAUCCAGCGAGCAAGUAGCGUGGCAUGAUCCCGAAAGGUCGAAAACACGAAUGGAAGAGGGGCGAUCAUCGGGCUGGGAGGCUUGCGAUCACGAGGAACACGAGGAGGAGGACGAAGACUUACCAGGGAAGAAGAAGCAAUCGAAGCCGCCAUGCCCGGAGCUCAGCCUGGGACGAUCGAGCUGGGACGAUCCACCGCCAUCGCCGCCAUCCUCCGAGGGCGAGGAGCUUAUGUUACUAAAAUGCUAAUCCUAAAGGAGGCCGUUAAAGUUUUGCAAGGCGGUUAAAACUUCGCUUGUAUGUUUCUUCCAAUUUUGAAAGAGCCGGAAGAAACAAACAAGAUGGAAGCUCACACUCAAGAAAAAAAGUUAUGAAGUAAAAAAGUUCUUCGAGAGGAAAAAAAAA